AUGCUUUCUAAAAGAACCCCCCAAACCCCGGAUAACUUCUCCAGAUACCGCGCAGCGAAAGCCUCGACGACACGGCCCCGUCGAGUGCGAGAGAGCUCCUCUUCCAGCAGCUCUCGCUCUCGUCAUGCGCCCGUCCCUGAGCGGAGACAAAGAAUGGUCACCCCUCCAGAUUCAACCACACCCACAAAAAGACCAACAUCACCCGUAAUAAUGCUCCGCGUAGGACCCGAGCAACGCCUCUUCGCCGCCCACGAAUCCAUCCUCAUCGCAUCACCCUUCUUCGCCGAAUACUGCGAACCCCAAACUCCCAGCCCACUAGUCCGCGCCGCGCCGCAAAUCCAGCACCCAGGAAAACGCAUCGAACUCCCCGACGAAUCACCAGAAGUCCUCUCCGCUAUCCUGGAAUUCCUUUACAAAGGCGACUACUACCCACGUCUGCGACACAAUGCGCGGCGUCGGGCGUGGGAGCUGGAAGAUGCGCGUGCGGAUGGGGAUGGGAAUGGAAAUCCUGGUGCGACGGUCUAUCAUCAUCGGGGUGGGUUGAUUUUGCGUGAUACUGCUAUCUACUGCGCCGCAGAAAAAUACAACCUACCCACACUGCAACGUCUCGCACUACGCAAACAGGGUCUGCAAACCGGCAUCGAUUGCAGUACUAUCCUUGCCAGUGCACGAUAUGCGUAUGCGAAUACGCCGGAGACCGAGUCAAAGCUCCGAGCGCAUUAUCUUGCGCUGAUUAUUCGGUCUCGGGGCACGUUUAAGCGCAGUGGGACUAUGCAGGUUGAGAUGGAGCGUGGUGGGCGCUUGUUUUUUGAUCUUUUUGUUGCUAUGUGUAACCACAUGGAUGAUGAUUUGGUUGAGGAGUUGUCGGGUUGUAGUGGUUCUUUGCGGCGGUAG
Penicillium waksmanii is the source of this 894-nucleotide messenger RNA. RefSeq lists its product as uncharacterized. The transcript is spliced from 4 exons. The record is from RefSeq and is a predicted model, not a curated record. The coding region runs from base 1 to 894 and encodes 297 amino acids. Gene Ontology annotation, molecular function: protein binding. Lineage: Eukaryota; Fungi; Ascomycota; Eurotiomycetes; Eurotiales; Aspergillaceae.